UUUAAGCAGUGGUUUGCAGUGGUAUGCCAGGUCUCCACUAACCUGAUUUUAGCAGGUGCAACAUCUUUGUGGAACAAUAUUGUGAUUUAACCAAUCAGAUGUGAAGAAACGGUGUGAAGUUUAGGCUUUUGUACGUCAGUGUCAGUCAUCUGCCAUUGAAUCUGAUUUUAGGCAUUACUCAUGGGUGAUAUGAUCGGUAAAGACUAUAGUUUUAGAUUCAGAUGUUGUCCCGGAGGUUAACAAAAUCAUUAUUAUUUUAAUAAUAAUAUAAUUAUUUUAGCUGAAUGUUUGUUUUGUUAUAACAUGUUAUUUUCCCCCGGUGAAUGAUUGGCCCUCUGGAGACUUUUAUUAUGAAAGUGAUAUUGCUGAUACGUUUAUUGUGAAGUGCGGUUCAAGCAGAAGAAGAAGAAGAAGAAGAUGGAUGGGUUCACAGAGUCUCAGAGUACCGGAGCUCUUACCGUGUUUUCUGGAGAAAAUGCAAGGAAAACAAAAAGGAGAAAAGGCAAAAGUCAGAGCAAGAGCAAAGAGCGACCUCCCAAAGUGCUGUUAGUUUUUAGUUAUCUCAAAAGCCAAUUGGUUGCGCUCUAUAUGAGAGAUUUCUCUUCGGUCGAGCAGGGCGUGCAGAGACUGCAUUUUAUCAUCAGGACAUUCGAAGAAGAUUUCAGACGUGCUUCUGGAGCCAUCACGAACGCCUCGGUUGUGGAAGUGGCCGGAGGAUUGAUGGUGGGCUUGGGGUUACUUUUAGCUCCGGCGCAUCGGGGAGCUUCUGCUCUUAUCACGGGGGCCGGAGUAGCUGGGCUUUCAGGCGCUGCGAUCGCUGAUAAAGUCUGGAACAAGAAGAUCAUGGGCCUGCAGGACAAAUUAAUACGAGACGCUGAUGCUGCAGUGAAGGAAAUCCAGAAUAAAAUCAGCCCUAUGAUGGACGCGAUGAGAGAGAUCAGCAGGCAGGUUCACGAAAUACUGACAGACCUCAGUUACCCAGAGCGUGACGUCGGGUAUUUAAAUAAAUACUUCUCAUCUGCCGGUGAAUUAGUGCGCUUCUUACAGAUUUAUGACAUUAGUGUGCUGGCCGGGCAGAUAACGUCUCAAACAUGUCUGAUUGGAAACCGUUUCAUCGGAGCUCUGCCCAUUAGAACGGCUCUCGAAAUGAUGUGGAUAGAAAUAUUUCAGUUACAGAAUGCCAUGGAAGAAAUCACGAAAACGAUAGAUAGAAUAGCAGAUCAGCCUGAUUAAUGCAUUCACGUGUAAUAUCACAAACACCGCUUUUACUCUAUGUUAUAGGCAGACGGAUUCGUGUUUUGCGUCUCCAAAGAAGACUUGCGUUUUUAUUUGUGCACUCUAAUACAAGUGUCAAGUGAAUUACAUUGUUAUCGAUCUUUGUUUAAAAUAGCCCCGCUUGUUGAGAUACGUUUUAGCAGAAAAAGCCAUUUUCCGCGCUAAUGCUAGCAGUGGUGAAAAUAAACAAAGCAAAAAACAGGAAGCGUAUUUUAUUUAGCGAUCUUGAAGUCUGCCAAAUGCACGCCUUCGAUAAACUCAUUUUCAGUCUGAACAGCUUCUUAAGUAUGUUUUGUGCCGUUGCUGUCAUUUCCUUGUCUUGUACAAGAAUAGUUACUUUGAAAAGUGUACACUGAGGCCAUCUAUUGUCGAAAAAACACACUGAAACGCAGAAUGAGCGACCUUUUAAUGUUACUGCUGAUGCCAACGGUGUUGCAUUGAAAAAUAACUAAAGGAUCUUCAGCAGUUUCUGGAUGAGAAUAAAUAAAGAAAUGUUUUGUCUGAGGCAUGAAAAAUAAUUAAAUGUCCUAAUUGAGCUGUGGCCUAUUCCUGGUUUUCUGUCUAUGAAACCAAAAAUCAUUAUAUUUAAGGGGAAAAAACCGGGAUCGAAGGUCUUCUAUCAGGUGACCUCACAGAAAUCAUGUGCCAGGUGUAUUUAAAUCCAUGCGCUAACUCAAAUGACAUAAAUUACACUAAUAAUUAUAAAUGUAUCGAUCUGCUUUGUUUGCCACGGGACACAAAAGGCAGUUUUUUCCAAAAUGCUGUGACUGACAACAGAAUAAAAUACACUCUAACUUGAAACUUAGAUCGGGAUAGUAAUAAACGUAUUACUAAUUACUAAUUAACUAUAAUAUUUUCAGGAAUUAACUAUUUAUUCUGCAUCUGCAACGCAUCAUCCAUUAGUGAGGCUCUGAUUAUCAUCUAUUCACGGAGGUCCUUUAUAAAUCCCUUAACUUUCAUUUGGCUCUUGGUGAGCUUCAUCUUUGGACCAUAUAAGUGAAAGGAAGCUGUUCUGAAGGAGUGUAAUGUCUCUGAAAAUAAACCUUUGAUCCUUUGCAAGUUUUUAUUCUGUAUAUGGAUAUAUAUAGGUGAGCGUGCUUUAAUAUUUAGUUGAGAUUGUAAGAGUCUCAAAAGAAGCCCUUAUGAAAAAAUAAAAGAAGAGAAGUCUGAUCAACGUAAAUACACAUUCACUCGUCCAAAUCACAGCUGUACUUAUAAAAAAAGUUAUAAAAGUUUUAGAAAAGCGAUUUAUUUUAUACCAGUGUUUUUACCUGGAAGAUAAAAUAAAACUAGUUUUGCAGUGCACCAUAAACAAAACUUUUAUCUGCACAGCAAUACAAUCCUUUUAAAAGUUGGAUCAAAGAUGUAGUCAUGAGAUCUCUGUAAUCUUAUCUGUAAGAUAAUUCUCAAGACUCAUGAGCACACUUUGGCUGAGUUCAAAGGUUGUUUUCAUUGAAUGUUAAAAUGUUUCCUUAAUGUGUGUGACAUGAUUGAAUGAUGAAUGGGAUUAUUGAUUUAGACCCUUCUAAUGCCAUAAUUUCUAAUAUAUUUCCAAAACUUCAUCAAGUAAACCAAAACAAGUAGGCUUUGGUCGUUGGUGGCUGAAAAUAUCUCCACCUUUCUGGAUUACCUCAUGUUCUGGGAGCGCUCUCUCUGAGGAGACUAAGAGUAGGUGAAGAUCUUCUGUGAGGUGGACACAUUCAAACCAGAUUGCACUAUGAGUUUCGGACAACCAAGUCUUUCACCAUCCAGAUCAACCCUUAUUGAUCGAGGUCCUCCAAAACGAUUCCGUCUAGACACAGAGAGAAAAGUCCUUGAUGAAAAUGAGAAAGUCAGAAAAUGGACUUAUGGGUUAAAAGAUGCCAGUAAACGAAACCAAAUUGUUCUGCUGGUGGGAGAGACGGGCGCUGGUAAGACGACUCUCAUCAACACCAUGGUCAACUAUUUACUGGGCGUGAGGUUUGAGGAUGAAAUAUGGUAUGAAAUCACAGAGGAAGAAGCAAAGGACCAGUCAGAAUCACAAACCUCUGAAAUCACCAUGUAUGAGGUCUUUCCUGUAAAGAGUCCCAUGUCUCUCACCAUCAUUAUAGAUACUCCAGGCUACGGAGACACUAGAGGACUGGACAAAGACCUGGAAGUCGCUGAGAAUUUAUCUGCACUGUUUCAGAGCAAUGACGGAGUUCGUGAAGUCGACGCUGUGUGUUUCGUGAUUCAAGCAUCUAAGAAUCGUCUCUCAGACCGACAGCAUUAUAUUAUCAGUUCAAUUCUGUCUUUGUUUGGAAAAGACAUUGUGGACAACAUUGUGUUUUUAAUCACACACUCUGAUGGUCUUCCACCCAAAAAUGUCCUUGGUGCCAUUAAAAAAGCUAAAAUCCCCUGCAGACGAGACAAAAGUGGCGAUCCUGUUCAUUUCUUGUUCAACAACAGACAGGCUGAAGAACGUCACACCAGAGAACGUCAUGUUCGAGCUCAAAGAGUUGCCUGGGAAGACAGUGUGGAAGAGAUGAAGAAUUUACUUCAGUCUCUGGACCAAAAAGACAGAAGGAGUUUGGAGUUGACUUCAGACGUCCUGAUCGAGCGCGUUCGAUUUGAAGCAUCCAUCAGCAACUUACAGCUGCGAGUUCAAGAGAAAGAGUCAAAGAAGCUUAAAAAAGUUCAGAUCCAAGAGGCAAUGAGACAAAACAAAGAAAAGAUUGAUACAUGUACAAACUUUACCAUUAAAGUCAAAGAGACAGUGAAGAUGAAGGUGCCCAUUGAGAGUGAAUCAUGGAAGCACAGGAAGGCGACGACCUGCACCGUCUGUGAGGAAAACUGUCAUGAGUUUGACUGCUGGUGGGUUUCUAAUCCCAGCCAAUGUGAAGUUAUGAAAAAUGGCUACUGUACCGUGUGCACGGGAAGGUGUCACCACAGCAAACACCUCAAAGAAAACAAGAAAUACGUCAUCAGAAACUCCAGCAUGAUAUUUGAGUUUGCAGAAUUUAGAAAGGAAUAUUAUAAAGUUCAAGAGGAGUCGAAGAGGUUUUCGGUUAUAAUGGAUGACCUUGACCAUGAACUGGAGGCGCUUGAGGAACAAAAGUCAAAUCUUCUGUUUACUGCCUAUGACAACAUCAAGAAUCUGUCCAAGAUCGCAUUAAAACCAAACUCUGCCUUCACUCUUCAGCACCUGGACUUCUUCAUCCCCAGAGUGAGAGAAGCUGGGAAAGGAAACUGGGUCCAAGAGCUUGAAGAAAUGAAGAAAAACGCUGAAACUGAAGAAGCAAAUAAAGACGCUUUGAGUUAUCUUAAAGCUGGUCUGUCAAACUGGAACCUUUCUUCGGUGGGCACUGAAUGAAUACAAAUGGAAUUGUUUAAUGCAAUUGAAGACGACUGCUUACUGACUUGCUUAUCUCAAAUUACUUUUCACUAACAAAGCAAGCUUGGUAAUAUCUCCAAUCAUUAUCAUCAUUAAUUGUGGCUAAUGUACAUAAGUAGCCACAAACAAAGAUUUAUUCAUUAUGUUAAUUUUGAUUAAAUACUUUAGUUGAUAUCCAUUAACUCUUUUGCUUUUAUUUUGUUAUUUCACACUGUUUGUUGUACAACAUAAGUAAAAUAUCUAUGACCAAGUUAGCCAAACUUCUUCUAGCUCCUUACUCAUCCUGCAUAGAUACUCCAAAUAACCCCUAUAAUCCCUAAAGCCAACCUCACACUACACGAGUUUUAGGCCAGUUUAUCUCCAUGGUUCUGGUUACAGAAUCCCAAAGCAGUGCUGUGCCACUCUGCUUAUAUAUCCAGACCAGAAUCAAGGAAUUCUCAAUCAGUUGUGUAAAUUCCUCAAAUUAGAUUUAAUAGGAGGACUUUUAAGAAAUGUCUGAUCAGUUAGAAGAGAUAGCAUAUUUCUAAAUAUUUUUUUUAAUGCUUCCAACAUCAAAGCUCAAAACCACACACUCAAAUGUAAUUUUAUUACCAUUUAUUCCCAUAUUCACAUAUACGGGUGCAUCUUAAUAAAUUAGAAUGUCAUCAAAAAGAUCAUUUAUUUCAGUAAUUCGACUCAAAUUGUAAACCAGGCAUAAAUUUGCUAAUUUGCAGUGUGACAGGAAAAAGUCAUUUUACCGUAUUUACCUAUUUAGCGAAGAGAAAAAAUUAGUUUUGAAAAAAUAAAUUGAGAAAAAUUGCAUCCAGUUAUAGCUGAAUCAGCACUGUAGGUGUGAAUUGUCCAAUUGAGUGAGCUCAGUAGUGACACUAACUCUCCCCGUUUUUUUAUUAUAGAGUAUAUUUCAUUUAUUUAAAUUAGUAAUUUCACAUUUCCAAAAGAACCUGAUUGCAUUUUUUUCCUGUAAGAGUUCUUCCAACUCUUACUUAGUGUUCACUGUUUAUUACAUAAUAUCAGCUCAUUUUACAAUUACAGUGAAUAGAAGCAAAAAAAAUAUUUUUGCACCUAACAGAAUCUGAAUCUUCUGGUUGGCCUGUUGACCUGGCACAGUCUUUGUGUAGGAGUCAUGCAGGUGAUACACAUACUUUUGCAGACUACCUCAGAAUAUGAACACAAUGCGGACCUUUUACAUUUCUGUAGCCUACAUGUACCAUAUACACCUCCUGAACGUAAAAGUAAGUCUAUGGUUGGUUUACACUCCCGGUUCAUUAGAUGUUGUAGCUGCACUGGUCUAAUGAAAUGAUAGCUAUGCUUCGUACUGAUGUCUUUUGCUGUUUAUUUGUGUCUCUGCUCUCAGACACCGUGAAUACUACAAGAAAUAAAACAUAUAAAUAAUCAAACGCGCAGUCCUGUUUUACAGUCUCUCCUUCAAAUAUCAAUUGAUAUGCAAUCGAAGGAGACAAAUCUGAAUCCAAUUACGCCACUAACGUAACAUUGUUCACAAACUGAUACAAACAGCAUUAAACACUUUUUAAAAUAAUUUUUAAACAGUAAAGAGCUAGACUCACAGAAUUAACAAAUGGCAGCACCUGUUUUAGAUCAGGAAAAUAUACAUAAGAUAUAACAAUAGAUUAACUCAAAUGAACCAGCAAUUUAGUCAUAUCUACAGUUGUGGUCUUGAGGGUUUUUUUUAAAUAAACCUCUUAAUCUGAGACCAAGACAAGAGUAAGUACAAAUUCUGUCAAGAACAAAUAGAACAGAUUUCGGACAGAAGAGCUUGAAGAAAUGAAGAAAAACGCUGAAACUGAAGAAGCAAAUAAAGACGCUUUGAGUUAUCUUAAAGCUGGUCUGUCAAACUGGAACCUUUCUUCGGUGGGCACUGAAUGAAUACAAAUGGAAUUGUUUAAUGCAAUUGAAGACGACUGCUUACUGACUUGCUUAUCUCAAAUUACUUUUCACUAACAAAGCAAGCUUGGUAAUAUCUCCAAUCAUUAUCAUCAUUAAUUGUGGCUAAUGUACAUAAGUAGCCACAAACAAAGAUUUAUUCAUUAUGUUAAUUUUGAUUAAAUACUUUAGUUGAUAUCCAUUAACUCUUUUGCUUUUAUUUUGUUAUUUCACACUGUUUGUUGUACAACAUAAGUAAAAUAUCUAUGACCAAGUUAGCCAAACUUCUUCUAGCACUUUGUUUUAAAAGUACCACUGAAGUACCACACACUAGCUGCUACUACAAUCAAAACGUUUAUCUAUGAUGAAAGAACAAACAGUGAUCAUUCUUGAUUAUCUGCGUUUGGCGUCUUAGAGUUUGGGUUCAGUGCAUCUUGUAGCGUAUCCAGAAUCAUCUGAAGCUCAUCUGCAGCGUCUUUUAUUUUUGUCACAAAUUUCAUAGUCUCAGACUUCAGCUCCGCCUGCUGAGCGUUUGUAGUGUCACUGUUUGACCCUAUAGUUUGGUUGCUGGUGGACUUUGGCCGACUCGAUUUUAAAGCAUAAUCUCUGCGCAUGUUGUGGAUUUCUCUGGAGUCGAGAAACACGAAGAAGAUGUCAACAGCUAUGAAAAGCGCAGAUAAAACCCCAGUAACGGUCUCUGCCAUGCGAACCGCUCUUGCAGCCUGAGCUGCGAUUUUCCCUACGUUUACAAUUUGAGUUAAACGAAGAAGCUCCGGGAUUCCUCCCAGUCCUCGUCCAAGUCGAGCUCCAACACUCAUCCCAGACUGCGGAUUGGAAAGUGAUCCACUGCUUGUUGAAAAGUCUUUUUCUAGAGUUUCAACUGCUAUUGAGAUGUUUUGGAUGCAGCAUACAGUGGAGGUGAUUUUGUCCUGGAACUCUGUUAUAAUCAUUUUAAUCUUUUGUCGGUUGGUUUGCUGGCUAACCAUGUUUGUUAUAUUGCUGGCACCAGCUGCUAUUCCACCAGCUACUGCCGUACCGAUUCCCACUCCUGUUACUAUCAGAGAUGCUCCGAGAGUGAAGGGAGCCAGAAUGAGUCCCACCACGGAUGUGAUUCCUCCAGCCAGACCGACUACACCUCCUGUGAGACUGCUGACGGUUGUGUUGAAGUGGACCAUCUCCAAUCCUUCUGCCAACUUUCUUAGUACAUCUAGAAUCUUAUAAAGCUCAAUGAUGUUUUUAACACUCUGAAAAACAAUCAAAUGGUAAAAAUUAGGCCUGCAUGAUUAAUCUAACGUGGUUGUCAUGCGAUCUUUCAAUCUAGAAGAGUUCUGAGAUCAGUGGUAUCUCCAUACAAAGACUAGAGGGCGCUUAAAUACAAAUAUGUCCCGCACAACAAAGAUUAUGCACCUCAAAUUGACGAGGAGCUGUGGAACACUGUUUUAGCCAAAAUUAACUAUAGUGCUCGCUUAAAUCUCUUCAGUUUAAAGUUGUUUACAGAAUUCAUUUCACUAAAGCAAAUAAAAUAAAAAAACUUUUAUCAGAA
This is a messenger RNA of Puntigrus tetrazona (Sumatra barb), 8051 nucleotides long. RefSeq lists its product as uncharacterized. The record is from RefSeq and is a predicted model, not a curated record. NCBI's taxonomy places the organism in Eukaryota, Metazoa, Chordata, Actinopteri, Cypriniformes, Cyprinidae. Gene Ontology annotation, molecular function: ATP hydrolysis activity; GTP binding.